Messenger RNA from Rhododendron vialii, 1973 nucleotides. RefSeq lists its product as uncharacterized. The transcript is spliced from 3 exons. Gene Ontology annotation, biological process: transmembrane transport. Gene Ontology annotation, molecular function: transmembrane transporter activity. The record is from RefSeq and is a predicted model, not a curated record. Gene Ontology annotation, cellular component: membrane. Lineage: Eukaryota; Viridiplantae; Streptophyta; Magnoliopsida; Ericales; Ericaceae. Bases 104 to 1663 code for a protein of 519 amino acids.
AAGUCAACCCUCUCUCCCUCUUUCUCUCUCUCCAUAGAAAAGGGAGAGCAGAGCAGGGGGAAAAAAAAAAAGGACAGAGAAAAAGGACAGAGAAGCCAAAAGAAUGAAAAUGGGGAUAAAGAAAUCGGAGACGUUGACGCUGAUACUGGUGAAUCUGGCCGGAAUAAUGGAGAGAGCCGACGAGUCACUUCUGCCCGGAGUGUACAAGGAGGUGGGGGCCGCACUCCACACGGACCCAACUGGGCUGGGCUCCCUCACUCUCUUCAGAUCCAUUGUCCAGACCUCCUGCUACCCUCUCGCAGCCUAUCUAGCCACCCGCCACAACCGCGCCCACGUCGUCGCCCUCGGGGCCUUCCUCUGGGCCGCCGCCACUUUCCUUGUCGCCAUUUCCUCCACUUACGUUGAGGUGGCUGUUUCAAGAGGUUUGAAUGGGAUAGGACUUGCCAUAGUCAUACCAUCCGUUCAGUCCCUUGUUGCAGACUCAACCGAUGAGACCAACCGUGGAACAGCUUUCGGUUGGUUACAAUUAACCGGAAACAUUGGGUCCAUCAUCGGUGGGCUUCUUUCGGUGCUGUUAGCCUCAACAUCUUUCAUGGGUAUCGCAGGUUGGAGGAUAGCCUUCCAUCUGGUUGCCUUGAUUAGUGUUGUUGUUGGUGUUUUGGUCCGUCUCUUUGCAAAUGAUCCCCGCUUUGAUGAAGCUACAGCUCAAAUUCCUCAUAAACCCUUCUGGACAGAAGUUAAAUACCUGAUUACAGAAGCAAAAUCGGUAAUCAAAAUACCAUCUUUCCAGAUAAUUGUUGCACAAGGUGUGGCGGGAUCUUUUCCUUGGAAUGCAUUGUCAUUUUGCCCUAUGUGGUUAGAGCUUAUUGGCUUCUCCCACAAGAAAGUGGCAUUUCUAUGGACCCUUUUUAUUAUUGCUGGUUCGCUCGGAAGUAUUUUUGGAGGGAAGAUGGGGGAUAUCCUCGGGCAACGCUAUCCAAAUUCUGGGAGGAUAGUUUUAUCCCAAAUAAGCUCCAGUUCGGCUAUCCCUUUAGCUGCAGUGCUGCUGCUACUAUUGCCUUAUGAUCCUUCCACAGCAUUCAUGCACGGUUUUGUCUUGUUUAGUAUGGGAUUAGUCAUGACGUGGUGUGCUCCAGCCACAAACAAUCCAAUAUUUGCAGAGAUAGUUCCCGUGAAAUCUCGAACGAGUAUUUAUGCUUUGGACCGAUCUUUUGAGACCGUUCUAGCUGCAUUUGCUCCCCCAAUUGUUGGGCUACUGGCUCAGCGUGUUUUUGGUUACAAACCAAUUCGAAACGGAUCAACAAGCUCAGAAGAAAUUGAAACAGACAGAAAGAAUGCUGCAUCAUUAGCCAAGGCACUUUACGCAGCAAUUGGGAUUCCUUUCACAAUAUGCUUCCUCAUCUACUCUCUCCUCCACUGCACGUAUCCAAGAGAUAGGGAUCGCGCACGAAUGCAGACCUUAAUAGAGUCAGAGAUGCAACGGAUGGAGGAUUCGCCUUCCGUAGAAGAAUACUCUCGGAUUCAUGUUCUGGGAUCCGAUGUGCUGGGGCAAAACGAAAGAAGUGUGAUUGAAGGGGAAUACGAAGGAGACGAAAGCCUUGAUUUCGACGAGAAUGAUGAGAAGAGAUUGAUUCCCCAUGAACAACCGGAUUCCAGCAACUAACGUUUGGAAGCCGGUUCGCGUAAGUUGUACUACCACCUGACAAUUCCAUUUAUCAAUGACGAUCUCCUCCUACAUGGUUCCCAGAAUUUGGGACGAAAGGUUGUUUGCAUAUCUUGUUACCUUUUAUUUACUCCUGAUUAAGCUGUGAAGAGUUCAUUUUUUUGGUUUUGUAUAGACCCAAUUUAAACACCUUACCAGUCUCGUGUCGUUGCGAUGUUGCACUCAGCAUGCAGAGAUCCGAAUCACAUGUAUUUCCAAUUUUCUAUAUAGAUAACAAGAGUUAUAGUCCAUAAUAUAUUUCUACUUACUA